AUGGGAAACAAUUCAAGAGCUAUUUUCUCUUUAGUCUUAGUUGUAGCCUUAUGUGCUGCAAUUCUAAUCACUCCGGGAACAGCUCAUGAACAACCACCGCGCUUGCAAUCUCCUCCGGAUUUUCCUAUUGAUUUGGAAAAAUGUUGGUCAUCUCUUUUCAAUACUCAAGGAUGCAUAUUGGAGGUCUUCAAGUCAGUUUUUUCUGGUAAGUUUGGAAAUGUUGGAGUGGCAUGUUGCAAAGCUUUCUCGACCAUAGAUGCUAACUGUUGGCCUCAUAUGUUUCCGUUAAACCCGUUUUUUCCUCCUCUUCUAAAGGACAACUGUGCGCACAUUGUCCCCAAUUCCUCCACAAACAAGUGA
This is a messenger RNA of Camelina sativa (false flax), 360 nucleotides long. Its product is annotated as egg cell-secreted protein 1.4-like. The record is from RefSeq and is a predicted model, not a curated record. Gene Ontology annotation, biological process: regulation of protein localization to cell surface; double fertilization forming a zygote and endosperm; regulation of double fertilization forming a zygote and endosperm. Gene Ontology annotation, cellular component: extracellular region; vesicle. NCBI's taxonomy places the organism in Eukaryota, Viridiplantae, Streptophyta, Magnoliopsida, Brassicales, Brassicaceae.